AUGGAGGUCCAAAUUAUUUCCAAAGAGUGCAUCAAACCCUCUUCUCCAACACCCCCUAACCUGAAAACCUACAAACUCUCCCUCUUGGACCAGGCCGCUCCUUCCACCUAUGUUCCCACGAUCUUCUUCUAUCCCAUGAACCAAAGCAUAAGCCAUGAUGUUGUUGAUAUUCUCUCUCAAAGAUCACAACUGCUAAAGCAAUCCCUAUCAGAAACCCUAACUCGCUUUUACCCACUUGCUGGCAAAAUCAAAGAUUAUCUCUCCAUCGAUUGUAAUGACGAGGGGGUUUUUUAUUUAGAAGCUUAUGCAAACUGUCAUCUUGUUGACUGCCUCAACCAGCUUAAUCUCGGAUCAUUGCAAAAACUUCUUCCGCAAGAGAUGAAUUUUAAGGAGUUAACUGCGGGAGAUCAUGUAGCUAUGAUAAAAGUGACCAGCUUUGCAUGCGGCGGUAUUGCCAUUGGUUUCCUUGUUUCCCACAUGAUCGCCGAUGGAGCUUCCGUCGGUGUCUUUGUCAAAGGUUGGGCAGCCACUACUCGUAAGGCCUCUGAAGCUGUAUGUCCUAAUUUUGAUGCCCCAUCAAUUUUCAUACAAAACGAUGCAUACUCUAAAGAGGCAGUUUUGGCAACUGUUUCCAAGUACUCCUUCAAAUCAGGCAGGUGUAUUAUAAGGAGAAUCAUGUUUGAUGCCUCAGCCAUUGCAUCACUUAAAGCCAAAGCAAGCAGCUCAAGCGUGCAAAACCCAUCAAGAGUUGAGGUUGUGACGGCACUGCUAUGGAAGUGCAUCAUGACUGCCUUCAAGGCCACUUCCGGUAUCCAAAGACCUGCCUUUAUUACCCAAGCUGUGAAUUUGCGCCGAAGGGCAGAUCCACAAUUCACAGAAUCUUCCAUGGGAAAUAUACUUUGGUCAAUAGGCGCAUUAUGCACAGCUGAGGAGAUAGAUUUUGCUUACAUGGUGAACAAGCUUAGAGAAGCAAUAAGGAAAAUCAAUGCUGAUUUUGUGAAAAACCUACAAGGUAAUGCAGGGUUUUCCAAACUCUGGGAGAUUGUGAAAGCAAGGAGUAUUGGAGCUAUCUCCAAUAUGGAAUUUCCUUGUGGAGUGGAUUUCAUUGAGUUUACCAGUUGGUGUAACUUUGGUCUCUAUGACAUUGAUUUUGGGUGGGGAAAGCCAAUGUGGGUAAGCUUAGUUGGUUCAAACGACGAUUUGGAAAUCGUGUUCCGAAAUUUAGUAAUUCUAAUGGAUACAAGAUCCGGCGAUGGAAUAGAAGCUUGGGUAGUGUUAGAAAAAGAAGACAUGACUAUGUUGGCACAAGACAAGGAGCUUCUUGCUUUCGCUUCUUUGGAUCCUAGUCCCAUAAAAUAG
Alnus glutinosa is the source of this 1359-nucleotide messenger RNA. RefSeq names its product stemmadenine O-acetyltransferase-like. The record is from RefSeq and is a predicted model, not a curated record. The transcript has a single exon. Bases 1 to 1359 code for a protein of 452 amino acids. Lineage: Eukaryota; Viridiplantae; Streptophyta; Magnoliopsida; Fagales; Betulaceae.